This is a messenger RNA of Lymnaea stagnalis (great pond snail), 15064 nucleotides long. The record is from the annotation of a GenBank genome assembly. NCBI's taxonomy places the organism in Eukaryota, Metazoa, Mollusca, Gastropoda, Lymnaeidae.
GGUGUUAGCAGAAAAUUACAGCCGACCGAGUUUCCCCCGUCUGCUGUGUGUUUGUGGGAGUUUUCGGACAGCAUGAAAGUUAUCCCAAUGUCAAGGCUUAUCUCGUGACUCGUCCCAUCGCAGAUGCAGCGCAGCAGUCCCCGGGACUUGUUAUUAUUUGUGUAUCACUUCAACAUUGGUGGAUCACGGAGUCUGUGUCACCGGGAUCCAAUUAAUGUAAGUCAAUCAAUUUGUUUAGUUCAAGGUUACAUGACCAUUUUUUUGUUUAAUCUUCUUUAUUUACUUUAUUUUUCUUUGAAAUUUCCUUAUUAAUUUUGAGAACUUUUAUUUAUGACCCAUUCUCGCUCAACUAUAAAAUACUCCCUCUCUCCUUCUCCCUGUUUAUCCAAAAUAUCUCGGUCACUAUAGUCUUCACUUAAUAAAGUGUGUGUGUUGUUGUUUUUUUCGUUUUAAACCAUGGCGACACUAACCCAACCCCUUGAACCUGUAUUGUUGUUGUUGUUUUUUCUGAAGGACCAACUGUAUACACAUCACCUAUACCUGAGCGCAUCUGUCUUACAGAGACACAAACACUCACAAAUGCGUUUCUUUUCUUUAAAAAAAAAAAAAAAUUUGCAAAUUUUUUGCCAACCUGGGACGACAGUCUCAGAACUACACAUUUCAUGCCACGCUACCACAGACAGGUGUAGAUUGUAUUAAUGUGUGGAUAAGUAAGACACCCCGACGGCAGCAAUUGUUGACUUUGUAUAACGGAAAGACCCACUACCGACAGCUGUAGUUUUUUUUUUUUUAUAUGUAACAGCAUGGCACAAUGCACCAAAAUGUAAUCUAUAUACUAUACACUACAUGACUUUAAAUUUAUUUAUUUAAUAUUUUCUUCGUUACAGAAGAGAGUCAAUAUUUUGUUGAUCCCCCCCCUUCCUUUUCUCUCAAUCCAUUCUAUUCCUCCAACAUUCUCCCUUUCCCUCUUUUAUUUUAUCAAUACCUCUCUCUUACUUUCAUUUUUGGAGUCCAAAGUGACUGUCGUCCCCCCACCCCCCUCCACCCCCACACCCAUUGUUUUUUCAAGCUGUCGCUCCAUUUAUUCUUCAGUAAAUUCAAACAUGUCAGUCACGAGCAACCUUCAUCUAUUUGGCAGUAAGUUGCACGCCUUUUUGGACUUGAGUAACCUUCAUCUUUUUAAAUUCGGUGCAAAAGUUUUAGUUAAUGUUCAUGCCGUCUCAUUUGGGCAGCUGUGGAAUUCCUGAAAUUCUGGCCCGCGGACGAAAAUCUCAAUGUAGGAUUGGGCACGGACAGCGUGAUCGACCCUCUGAGGAUGUCCAAAAACCAAAAUCCGACCCCCUCGGCCCAAAAAGGUCUAACAUCUCUGCCUUACAGUCCCCACUGCAUAAGCACACCUGAAGUUUAUACGUUUGAUCGCUACCCUUCAAUCAUGACUUGGCUACACAUUUUUAGUGCAACUCUAAACCAGAAAUUCAACAGAAAUUUUUUUUUAAAAAGUCGACAAGACUUGAAUUUCGUUUAACCCGUUUUCCUGGAAAACAAUACAUCGUCCCGAUUGCCUGAUUUCCGAGAAAUACAAAAUUACCAGUAAGCAAAUAGAUACUGUAGGAAUCUGAACUGAUGAUUCAUUAUUUCCAAGGAAAGCCCACGGAUGCUGACUAGCUACACAUCUGGAUGUCUGGUGCAUCUUCGAUACAUUGUACACAUCCGGAUGUUCAGUGAAUCUUUGUUACUUCAUUUCACGUCUGAUAUGUUAAGUUUAUUGCUGUCAUAUCUGCACAUCUGGAUGUUUUAAUGGACAUCAAUCGAAUAUCACUCUGAAUUCAUAUCACCUCACCCCAUCCCCUCACCUCAUCGUAUCACCUUAUCACCUCAUAACAUUAUCUCGCAUUAUCUCAUAACCUCACAUCAUCACGUCAUCCCAUCACAUCACCCCAUCAACCCAUACACUGACCCCUAUAUCCCCAAUCACCUAAUAUUAUCACCUCCUCAUCACCACACCCCAUCAUCUCACCCCAUCACGUCAUUCCAUCACCACACCCCAUCAUCUCACCCCAUCACGUUAUUCAAUCACCACACCCCAAUCAUCUCACCCCAUCACGUCAUCCCAUCACCACACCCCUACACCUCAUCCCAUCACCACACCCCAUCCCCUCACCCUAUCACGUCAUUACAUCACCACACCCCAUCACCACACCCCAUCACCACACAUGCCCGGCAAUCACAGAAAAGCCUACUCUGUUUAGUCAGUUUAUCUAUCACCACACCCCAUCACCACACCCCAUCACCACACCCCAUCACCACACCCCAUCACCACACCCCAUCACCACACCCCAUCACGUUAUUCAAUCACAACACCCCAUCAUCUCACCCCAUCACGUUUUUCAAUCACCACACCCCAUCACCUCACCCCAUCACGUCAUUCCAUCAUAACACCCCAUCACCCCAUCCUGUCACCUCACUCAAUCACAUCACCUUAUCACCUCACCCCAUCACGUUAUUCAAUCACCACACCCCAUCAUCUCACCCCAUCACCUCACCCCAUCACCUCACCCAACACCUCAUACCAUCACCUCACCUCAUUACAUCACCUCAUCACCUUUUUCCACGUAAAAAAACUCGUCCCCAGUCUCAUGUUGUUUACUAACAAUAAUGCAUGUGGCCUUGUUUUAAAGUAGACCAAAGCUUGUCUUGUGUAGACCGCUCUGACCCUUCUAACCUAUUUACUGGGGCUGGCUCGUUAGUCUUAUUUUGAGAACGCAACACAGACACAAAAAUCUAGUUGCUAGUAAAUAAAAGUGCAUGAUGUUCACUAGCACGUAAUGGCGGGUCGUGUUGGUGGAACUACUCACUACUCACUGCUGUCAUGUAGUGAACAAAAUAAGACCCCAACAAAUAUUACGGUUUGGUGCACACGUUACAGCAAACAACCAAAUUAAUACAUCUACCGUUAUUAACAUGAAAUGUUUUUUAAAAGUUUGUAAAAGUUUGUAGUUUAAUUUUUUUCACGUAUUCUGAGCCUGAAUUCGGCCAUUAUGAACACCAUUUAUUGAUGUUCACGUCCAAUGGUGGACUGGCCAGGGUGUCAGCUUGUCCCCCCUCCCCCCACUACCUCCCCUGAUGAGGUGGCCCAGCGGCGAAGCUAAGGUAAGUGCCCCCAAGAUUUGUGCCGCAGAACAACAUGAAAACAUUCUGCAGUUGUCCGAAAAAAGCCACCCCUCCAUUUAUAAAAGAAAAAAAAUGCUGCCCAGGGUGGACCCUCCCUCCCUAUUCCAGUGCCAGGGACAGUGCCCCCCCCCCCACCCUUUUAAAUAUUAAACACUAUUUUGGUCCCAUUUUAUGAACAUUUUAUACUCUUAUAGUACUCUAUGACACCCUUUCUAAUUUCCCCUGUAGUCCGCACUACUAAGCUGGAAUUCUCGAUGAUAGUACGGCAAAUUAAGAUGUAAGCUUUUGAUACCAGUAUGCAGUACGAUCCGUUUUUGUGUUGUCUCUUAUCCACAGAAUGGCAAUGUCGUAACGGAACAAUGACUUGGCAACACUGGAAAGCGGCUGUUUGUCUACCGCUCGAUUGGUUAUUUCGUCACACGUGCAGGGUACACUCAACAACACUUUCAGAAACCUUGCAUAAAAAGUAUUCAUAUUUGAAAUAAGCAUCGAAUUAUACAUUUUCAUACAUUUUUCUACAUUAACUUCCAGGUACAAGAGGAACGGAAAUAAGGAUAAACUCAGUGGCAUCGUGGGGAUUCUCCCUUUUUCUUUUGCCAUCUCAACCGAACAAUAAAACAAGACGAAAAUGGCCGCUUCUUUCCCGGAAAUCAUCGCCAAGAAACGAGACGGGAAAGAACUGAAUGAUGAAGAGAUCAAGUCGUUUGUCAGCGGCGUCACCGAGAGCUCCUUGGCAGAGGCACAGAUUGGUAAGAGGGGGCUCAAACAAUUGUAGGCGGUUGUGAUCAAACGCUUGGCUAAUAUCACAAUGACACAACAAUUUUCUCUUUUGAUUCAUAACACACCGUUUAGUUGUUGUAGUUUUUUUGCCCAGAAAACAGCGAUUGCGUGUACAAUUCAUUAAACAACAUUACUACAGUCAAUCAAAUAUGAGCCCGUAUUUUUUGAUGAUCAACAAUUUGACAUAAUUUAAACAUUUGGUGCUUCAUUCAGUGGUUCAUUGGUAAUGUUAUGUAUAACGUUUUACACGAUUUCCCCGUGCGUGAACUUUCCUUGACCUUAAAUUAGAUUCUUAAGCAGAGGCUCACUUCAUAGAUGGGCGGGGCUAGUUCUUUUGAUCUAUCGUGUUUACCAAUUAAACAUGGUUAGACUGUCUCCUGGUAUCUUUUUGAAUGAUCUUGAUUUGUUCUAGAAAUGUAAACAAAUGCUGAGUAACUUCUGGAAGGCAGGGCUUACGCGUCGGUAGACCAAUAUAUAAAGGAUUGACAGGCACACAGAGGGACGGAGCUUUAGAUAGAAAUUAUUAACUUUACGAGGCGUGUAUUAUUAUUUGUGUAUUAGUGUGCUCAUAUGUGUUUAUUUCGCAUUCAUCAUUUGUAAUUGGCACAUUUUAUUAACUGUGUACCGAUACAAGAUCUACCAUACUGUAAGUUAAUGAUUUGUAAGGAUAUUUCUUUUGUUUCGUAAUUACAUUAAUACUUAAUAAAUCUUAUUAAUUGUAACUAGCAACUGUUUUGGGCGUCGUAUCUUUAAUAUUGUUGACUCUAUGGUAUGGUCCUUUGUUAGGCACUGUUUGAACGAGCCAUAAAAUUAAAAAUAAGAGAUUAAUUUCUCACAAGAGAAGCCAGUGCGCAACAGUAAUUUAAAAUGAAUUAUUUUGAGCUGAAGCCAAAGAUAAACGAAAAUCUCAUACCAGAGGAUUUUGGCCAUUGAAAGAAAUCCCAAAGUGCUAACUAUACCCGUCAGCGUGAUAAGAAGGUUAUGACACUAACGAGCUAAAUGGUUAAGAACACAUGUACUAAUGCAUAUUAUUUCUCAAAUGUUGCGUUCUGAAGGCUCUGCAAGGGUGUCUGGGAGUGAAGGGGUCUCAGUCUUGUCACCUAGCUUAAAGUGUAUAGGGCAAUCGUAUUAACAUCUCUCCAAUAUGCUUUCGAGACUUGUACGGUUUACAGCAGACAUGCUAGACAACUAACAAUCUCCACCUUUCGAUGUAUACUCUACGCAAUCUUCCUGGCAUAAGAUGGCAGGACAACGUACCUGAUACAGAAAUCAUAAAACAGACUGACUUUAUCAGCAUUCACACGAUCCUUAAAAAUAAGGCAAGACUUUUGGGCAGGACAAGCUGGUGAGACAGAAUUACUGUUGGAGCACAGACGGACUCACUGUAUGAGCACAGACGGACUCAAUUUUGGAGCACAGACAGGCUCACUGUUGGAGCACAGACAGACUCACCGUCGGAGCACAGACAGACUCACUGUCGGAGCACAGACAGACUCACUGUCGGAGCACAGACAGACUCACCGUUGGAGCACAGACAUACACACUUUUUGGGCACUGUAUUUAUAGAUUAAACGCACAGCUCUCGCCCAAAUAAUGAGCACAGCAAAUCAAAAUAAUGUAGAAUCGCCUCAAAUCGAACCAGAACCAAACAAAAAAACAACGGAUGUCUCGUACAUGCGGGAAAGCUUUCCAGGCACAACUAGGACUGGCAUAGCAACCUGCGUACUGAAGGAUGACCAACAUUAUUUCACUUAAAUGUUUCAUGUAAAAAAAAUAAAUCUUGAUGGAGUCAGUGGAGUAAUUAAAUGUUUAUUGGUUGGUGGGUCGACAGAAGUAGUAUAGUUAUUUGCAACAAGGCCUGAAAAUUAAUUAUAUUUUUAAAAGCCAGAGAUAAAUUUAUACAGUGUUAAAAAGACGCGUUUACUACCCAAAAAAAAAAUCGAACUUUUGAAUUACAGAUGAUUUCAACUCAUUCAAAGCUAGGACUGCUUCGCCAAUGGGUCUCUCUUUUUUUCAGUCACGCUGGACACCUUAUGGGGUCACGACUUUAAUUUAGAACAUUUCACAUGGAAUCAGUGAUCUUAAACGAAAAUGCCCUUACAGCAAUAGGUCAUAGACCAUAAACACAACUGUCCAUUGUAACUAUAGACCAUAAAUACAACUGCCCAUUGUAACUAUAGACCAUAAACACAACUGUCCAUUGUAAAUAUAGACCAUAAACACGACUGUCCAUUGUAACUAUAGACCAUAAACACAACUGUCCUUUAUAACUAUAGACCAUAAAACACAACUGUCCAUUGUAACUAUAGACCAUAAAGACAUCUGUCCAUUAUAACUAUAGACCAUAAACACAAUCGUCCAUUGUAAACAUCGGCCAUAAAUACAACUGCCCAUUGUAAACAUAGACCAUAAAUACAACUGAUUAUUCCAAAUUUCCCACUUCCUCACAGGAGCGAUGCUGAUGGCCAUUUAUAUCAGGGGACUCUGCAGACGAGAGAUCGCAUCACUGACCCGGGAGAUGACUCACUCGGGCACAACGUUGACCUGGCCCAGCGAGUGGUCAGGUCGACUUGUGGAUAAACACAGUACUGGAGGGGUCGGCGACAAGGUCAGCCUGGUCUUGGCCCCAGCUCUAGCGGCAUUUGGACUAAAGGUGCCUGUGCUGUUGGCUCAUUAUUACGUUUUGGUUAUAAUGGCUUACGUCAUCAGCUGAUACAUUAGUCUCUUUUUAAAAAAAAAAACUAUUUAUAUUAACUUCCAUUUUGUGAAUGGGUGGCUGACUGAGUGGCAAAAUCUUCGGUCGGCUAAUUGACCCACUUCCCGUCAACCUAGCGAGCUCAAACUUGACACAUUGUUUCGUUGCCAAUGAAAACGUGUUCUAUCAGAUUUUCAGCCCCCCUUUUCCUUUUGAUCGAUAUUACAUUGAUAAAGUAUUAAUAAGGCAUUUGUGUUUCAAGGGUUUUUUUUAACUGCAGUUUAAAAUUAGAUUUUAUUAUGUGAUCUUUUAUAAGUGCACUUAGGAUUAUUUAUUUUACGGCACCAUCUUUAUCAAGUAUGAAAAGAAUUCACAAAUGCAAAAUGACCGACUGAUUUCAAAAUAAUAUAAUGGGCAUCUUCCAUUACAAGAUAUUUACUCUUAUAAUCAAACCAUGCAUGAUUUUUUGAGAGGGUCCAGUUUUGUUGAACGCAGGUCACACAAUUUCCUAAAAAAAUCAUGUUUCUGUCUAAGGUCCCCAUGAUCUCUGGCCGAGGAUUGGCUCACACCGGAGGGACACUGGACAAGCUGGAGGCCAUACCCGGGUUCAGAGUAGCGCUGUCGGCCCAAGAGAUGGUGGACAUACUCUCGUCUGUCGGCUGCUUCAUCGCCGGGCAGACGGGGGACAUCUGUCCAGCCGACCGGAAGACGUACGCGAUACGUGACGUCACGGCAACAGUUGACGACAUAGGGCUAGUCACGGGUGAGUUGACCAAAGUGUGGAAUGUUGAAUGCUUUUCGUGUUUGGUUGUUGUUGUUGUUGUUGUUUUUUUGUUGUUUUUAUAUAUGUGUGUGUGUGUGUGUAUGUAUGACUUGAACACCGUCAGUUUUAAAGGGUUUUAACAAUUUUCCGUCGUGCUCACCUCUAAUAGCCUACCAUUAAAUAAAAUACAGAUCUUUAAGCGAGUGGUACAACGGCUUCACUAAAUUCUUUGCCAAUGAUGAUUGUUACCAAAUUCAGAUUGCUUUACAAGUUUAUGUUAGCGUCUAGAGUGCCUAAAAUAUUUAUUAUUAUUAUUAUCAUUUAAGACUUGCGUUAUUUUAGCAUCCAUUGUAUCCAAGAAGGCUGCGGAAAAUAUUGACGCUCUUGUCCUGGACGUGAAGACUGGAAGUGGGGCUUUCUUCGCGGACACUGAGAGGGCUGCAAGACUGGCGGAAUCUAUGGUAAGUCUGUGGAUUUAAGCCCUGGAUAAACAGUUUAAGGUGUGAGAAACAGUUUAAGGUGUGAGAAACGGUUUAAGGUGUGAGAAACAGUUUAAGGUGUGAGAAACGGUUUAAGGUGUGAGAAACGGUUUAAGGUGUGAGAAACGGUUUAAGGUGUGAGAAACAGUUUAAGGUGUGAGAAACGGUUUAAGGUGUGAGAAACGGUUUAAGGUUUGAGAAACAGUUUAAGGUGUGAGAAACGGUUUAAGGUGUGAGAAACGGUUUAAGGUGUGAGAAACGGUUAAAGGUGUGAGAAACGGUUUAAGGUGUGAGAAACAGUUUAAGGUGUGAGAAACGGUUUAAGGUGUGAGAAACGGUUUAAAGUGUGAGAAACGGUUUAAGGUGUGAGAAACAGUUUAAGGUGUGAGAAACGGUUUAAGGUGUGAGAAACGGUUUAAGGUUUGAGAAACAGUUUAAGGUGUGAGAAACAGUUUAAGGUGUGAGAAACGGUUUAAGGUGUGAGAAACGGUUUAAGGUGUGAGAAACGGUUUAAGGUGUGAGAAACGGUUUAAGGUGUGAGAAACGGUUUAAGAUGUUGGGAAACCGUUUAAGAUGUUGGGAGACAGUUUAAGAUGUUGGGAGACAGUUUAAGAUGUUUGAAAACAGUUUAAGAUUUUGGGUGACAGUUUAAGAUGUUUGGAAACAGUUUAAGAUGUUUGGAAACAGUUUAAGAUGUUUGGAAACAGUUUAAGAUGUUUGGAGACAGUUUAAGAUGUUGGGAGACAGUUUAAGAUGUUUGGAAACAGUUUAAGAUGUUUGGAAACAGUUUAAGAUGUUGGGUGACAAUUUAAGAUGUUGGGAAACAGUUUACGAUGUUGGGAAACAGUUUACGAUGCUGAAAAACAGUUUAUGAUGUUGGUAGACAGUUUAAGAUGUUUGGAAACAGUUUAAGAUGUUGGGGAACAUGAUUGAGAAACAGUUUAAGAUUUUGCGAAACAGUAUGAGGCUUUGAGAAACAGUUUAAGAUGAUGCGAAACAUUUUUCACAUGUCGAGGAAAAAGUUUAAGAUUUUGAGAAACAUGUGUUUCCGUGAGAAUUUUGGAAAUACAAAUACAUGAUUGAAAACAACUGGCUCCUACUUCUGAACUUUUAAAAACUAAGAGAAUGUAAAAAGUGUGAUCAAGUUCUAAUCUAGAAUCUUGGUAGACAGGCAGUCAAUGGCUACAUGUGUUGAUCUGAGGACGGUGUGACAUUGAGUGGGAACAGACAUUGGCCCACUUUAUUUUUUGAGGGAAAUGCUAUCGGGGACAUAUUUAGGGUUGGUGUCACCAGGGGUGACGUAGCUAGGGUUGGUGUCACCAGGGGCUAAUCGUAGAAAAACCCUUCGUAAUUGGCCACAAAGGUCGUAUUUCCAUAUAUGGAGAGAAGAAAGUGUCGUCCUAGACCCCACCCUUCCUACGCCCCUGUAUGCUAGUCCUCUUAGGAGUUGAUUUCUUGUAAAUUGUCUGAGAUCUAAGCUUUAUGGACCAUAAGCUAAUUGACAAGCCUUCUUUUAAAGGCUAACGGAAGAGACCAAUCUGUACUUAAUUUGAUAUCUUUUAUACCAGUAGUAUCUUAUGGGCACUCUUGACAAGUGUGGUGGUUUCAUAUGUUCAGGUUUCCUGUAGCCAGAAUCUCGGCACGAAGACCGUCGCUUUGCUGACUGACAUGGAUUCGCCCAUUGGGAACAUGGUAGGCAACGCCCUUGAGGUGGUCGAGUCCAUCUGGUGUUUACAGGGAAGAGGUCCUCGUGAUCUGCUGGAUCUGACCUGCAGUUUAGGUAAAUCGUGGUUUUUCUUUUAUACUACCCUGCCGUCCUGUUCGAGGUUUCUAACCAAUCAAUAAGCCUUAAACGGGACCUACAAAAGGAAGCCUCUUCUAAUGUUUGUACAUUUGUUUCUUAUAAGCUAUAUUAUCAUUUUCUAUAGACGUUAUAUAUUUCAUAAACUACAUAUGCAGUGAAGUCGUAUUCUUGAUAGUCACUCUUAGUCACUCACAAAAGAUUCGUGUUAAUCAAAGGCGCAAGUGCCGCCCGGGACGGGUCCAUAUUUUUGCCACGAAAGAAAACUCUGAAAUUGGCCGAAAAUGCCAGCCUUCCAUUUAAAGAAAAAAAAGUAUCGCCUUGUUCGGACCACCCCCCCCCCCCCCCCUUCGAAAACCCCCCUCCCGUCCCCCCCCCCCCUUUCCGAACCCCCAUUCUUUCGCCAGUGGUAUUUACUUAAAUCAAGAAUAUGAUCAACUCUGAUCAAUCGCCAGGUGGUCAUCUACUUCAUGCCGGGGGUUUUGUGGACAGUGUCACUGUCGGCGUAGAGAGCGUUCGAAAUCAGAUUGACAACGGGCAGGCUCUGUCCAAAUUCCGUGACAUGUUGAAAGCCCAGGGUGUGGAGCGGCAGCUGGCGGACGAUAUCUGUGACCCGGGCAUUGAUCCCCGGAGUAGGCUACCGCAGUCGAAACACAAAACAGAGUUCACGUGCGUAUCGUCAGGUAACUCUAUAAAAUUAAAUCUAACAUUGUACAUGGAACACCUAGACGUAAGCCAAGAUACAGUCUAACAUUGUACAGAGGUCAUCUAAAGUAAGCCAAGAUUAAGUCUAUCAUUGUUCACGGACCAUUUAAAAGUUUUCCAAGAUAAAGUCUAAUAUUUAAUAUGGACCAUCUAAAAGUAAGCCAAGAUUAAAUCUAACAUUGUUAAUAAUCCAUCUAAAGUAAGCCAAGAUUACCUCUAACGUUGAACAUGGGCCAAUUAAAAGUAAGCCAAGAUUAAGGCUCACCCUUAGGCUAUGGAUGGACAGACCUGGAGUCUUUUUACUCUACUUAGUUGUUUUUUGUUUUUUUUGGAAAAGGGGGGCGGGGGGUUAAAUAGAAAACCUUUAUAUUCGUUGACCAUGAGUUUCAUUAAGGAAUUCCUUGAACACAUGUUGCGGUUUAGAAAAAAAUCUUCUCGUUAAAACAGACCUUAACAAUUGGUGAGGGUUUUAGUAGGAUCCAACCAGCAGAUCAGAGUUAGUAAAGACCUAACCAGUAGACGAGGAUUGGCAUAAGUCCUAACCAGUAGAUGAGGGUUGACAAAGGUCCUAACCAGUAGAUGGGGGUUGACAAAGGACCUAAAGAGUAGAUGGGGGUUGCCAAAGGACCUAACCAGUAGACGAGGAUUGUCACAAGUUCUAACCAGUAGAUGGGGGUUGACAAAGGACCUAACCAGUAGAUGGGGGUUGUCAAAGGAGCUAACCAGUAGAUGGGGGUUGAAAAAGGUCCUAACCAGUAGAUGGGGGUUGUCAAAGUACCUAACCAGUAGAGGGGGUUGUCAAAGGACCUAACCAGUAGAUGGGGGUUGACAAAGGACCUAAACAGUAGAUGGGGGUUGCCAAAGGACCUAACCAGUAGACGAGGAUUGGCACAAGUUCUAACCAGUAGAUGGGGGUUGACAAAGGACCUAACCAUUAGACGAGGAUUGGCACAAGUUCUAACCAGUAUAUAGGGGUUGACAAAGGUCCUAACCAGUAUAUGGAUGUUGGCAAAGGUCCUAACCAGUAGAUGGGGGUUGACAAAGGUCCUAACCAGUAAACGAGGGAUGCCAUAUGACCUAACCAGUAAAUCAUGGUUGGGUUCUUUUUACCUCAACUUGCACAACCAGGUUUAUUUGAGAAGAUCAAUCAUUUUCGAAUAUUCCACCAAUUCAGAAUGAGCUAUGCUAAUUUUUAAUUCCGAUCUGAAAAAAAUAAAAUAAUUGGACUAUUCCAAACCAAUGGGCGCACUAAUUAGCAUUUACGGUUUAAUAGUUGACAACCGCAUUGGUUGGUAUCUUGUACUCAUUACGAACAGCCUGAUCACGUGACCCAAUCUGACUAUCCCCCGUUGACAGGUUAUGUUAGACGUGUCGAUGCCAUGGACAUUGCCGUGGUUUCCCACAAGCUGGGGGCCGGUAGAAACCUGCCAGGGGAGCCUGUCAACCUGGCAGUUGGUCUGGAGCUUCUGGUGGACAUCGGGGACCAGGUCCAAACAGGUUAGGCUAGUUUCAACUUCAUCGGGGGUCUCGUUUGAACGUCUCGGUGUCUAUGUUCUUAGUUAAAUGGGCUCCAGUAUUCGAUCAUACGAAUCCCCACAAAUCAUUUCAUGCGAAUACAAGUCGUCACGAAUUAAAAAAUAGUAAUAAUUAAACUUAUAUUGUUAAUUUACCAUAAAUCAGAGUUCGCAGGCUAUUUUUUUUUAAAAGGUGAUUUUACGGCUUAUGGUGGCAAUGAGAAAAAUGAAGCCAUGAAAAUGAAAAACUUCUAAAAAGUAUUAUUUUACUUAAGCUUUUUAUUAGAUAUGGGCCUAUAUACUAAUUCAAGUUUGAAAUCUUUUCUUACACGUUGAGUGAAAAUCAUCAUUUAAUAUUUGUAUGCAGAGAUAAAUAAUAAUGUUGACCAACGUCGAUUGUUUACAACUCAUGAUUUCAUUGAAAGUUGUUAUUGUUAUUUUUAAAUAACAUAUUACACUAAAACAUUAUCAGGAAAUUGAAAAUUGUAAGUUAUUUUCGCCAAAUUUUGGUCUACACAAUGGUAAUGCGCUUGCCCCCUCCCACAGGGUUAAUGCUCUCGCCCCCUCCCUAAGAGUAAUGCUCUCGCCCCCCCCCCCAAGGGUAAUGCUCUCGUGUUAUUUUCGCCAAAUUGUGGUUUACACAAUGGUAAUGCGCUUGCCCCCUCCCACAGGGUUAAUGCUCUCCCCCCCUCCCUAAGGGUCAUGCUCUCGCCCCCCCCCCCAAGGGUAAUGCUCUCGCCCCCAGGGGUAAUGCUCUCGCCCCCCAAGGGUAAUGCUCUCGCCCCCAGGGGUAAUGCUCUCGCCCCCCAAGGGUAAUGCUCUCGCCCCCAAAGGGUAAUGCUCUCGCCCCCAAGGGUAAUCCUGUUGCUACCCCUACCUAAUCCUGUUACGCUAGUUAAUUCUUGGUAUACAUGGGCCAUUAGAAGUUUCUUAAUACAUUUGACAGUAGUCCGUUUAAGGCCCUUGAAGCAUUCAUAAUUAUAGUAUUUAAAACAAAUAUUUAUUUUUUUACAGACCAAGCUUGGGUCAGACUUUACCAUGACGAGCCUCUUUCUGACCACGUGACUGACCGUCUGAAGAAGGCCCUAGAAAUAAGUGGAGAGUUUGUGCAGCGUCUCGUCUCUAGAGUACAGCGUGUGAUUGGGGAAUAACGGUGGCAACACCAUACUCUAGAUUAUAGAGUGUGAUUGGGGAACAAUGGUGGCAACAUUAGACUCUAGAUUACAGAGUGUGAUUGGGGAACACAAUGUUGAACUUAAACAAAAAUAACACAAAUAUGACGGUAUAUGAAGUGGUGAAAAGUGGUAGAACGAAGCAAAAGUGCGCCAAACUUUAAUCAGAAUGAUAAACAACUAUUUAAACUUUGAAUACCGGGAAUUCAAGCCUGCUAACUUCACUAAUGAAUGAUGGACCUCACGUGACAGGUUGCCUUGACAAUGUCCGAGGAGUUCAUUUGAACGAACGGCCAGCACUCGAGAGUUUUCACCUGUCAUCUGGCCCCUUUGCCCCAACACUUGCUUUGUAAUUCUGAUUGUGUAUAUAACAUCGAAUUCAUCCGUCAUACGGAAGUCUAGUCGGGGAUGGUGAUACAUGCAGUUUGCAUGAACUCACGGAAGUCAUGUGCCUUAUAUAUAUAUACAUAUAUAAUAUAUACCGGUGAUUUUUGUUGUGAGAAAUUCUCAUUGUUGUCAGCUAACAGCAUUUGACCCAAUAUUCCAGCAAUUGGUAGAUAUUUUCUUAUUUGUUUGCAUCUUUGACAUUUUUAAUUUGUCAUAGCACAUACAAAUUACCGGUGUUUUAUUUUUUGGCUGGAUUAGUGCAGGACACCUUCUGUUAUUUUAGUCGUAAUUAGAGUAGUCAAGAUGCCUCGGGAAUGUGUUAUUGUUGUAAAUUGAGUGGGCAAGACGGCUUCAGGAAAUCGUUGUAGAUGUAAAUUAAAUCGAGCAGGCAAGAUGCUUUCGGAGAUUUUUUUUAGCAAAUGUGUUAACUUUUGUUGUUGUUGUUGUUGUUGUACUGCUUAAAUUCUUCCGUGUGCACCAGGUGUUGAAUUUGAUUAUAGCUUUCCUGCUGCUGCAGAUAUUCUGUUGCUCUCACUGUUUGGAGAUAUUCUGUUGUUUUUUUUAAGCUGUUAUUUUUUGGAAGGCUGGCAAAAAUAGUACGUACAUACCAUGCAUUCACUACCAUUUGAAAUGUUCUGUCGUUGUAGACAUACUUAUCCUAGAUAUCUGAAUGGUAUACAUUUAAAUAUGUAAAUGAAGAAUGAAGGGUAUACAUUUAAAUAUGUAAAUGAAGAAUGAUUUGUAUGGUCAAAUAAAGAAUAAAUAAAUAUUAUUUUUUUACCAUUAUGGCUUUCAUCAACCUCUCCAACUUUGGGUUCAGAAGACCAAGAAAAAGAAAAUCGGGUUUAUUCGCAUUUUUAAAAAGCAUUUUUUUUUAUUGUGGGGUUGAGGGGAAAUAUGUUCCCAAAUUCGAGGUGGAUGUCAGGGAAAUGUUUUGUUAGCAGGGAAUGGGAAGGGGAAGGGGGAUGUGCUGUAACACAAAAAAGUUUAAGAAUCCCUAGAGUAUAAUAUAUAUAUCAUGAUGGCUUAUCUUUGAUAUAUUUAUCCAAAGAGAUAAGCAAUUACAAUGUUAUAUUCCGAGGUUAACACUAUUUAAUGGCUGUACUGGGUGGGGAGCCGUCAACUCACGGCUGAGGUCAAGGAUCAUGACGCUGACAUCUAUGACCUCGCCAAUGACCUUUCAGUUGACCUCAAACAGGCCUCCUCGUUCAACCCGGCUAUUGCAUAGAGUUGUGAUAUCAAACCGGUGUUACCGUUAUCAGGUAACAUGUCCGAAACUGUACAGCCACACGGGGUGGUUAGGCCAAUCCCCUGAGCCAGGGAUUCCAAAGCCUGUCGGGAUCACCCUCAGUGAUUACUUCAAAAUUUUCCCCGGGGGGGGGUGGGGGGGGGCACUUCAGACUUUUUUUCAGAUUUUUUUUUGGGGGGGUGGGCAGUGCCAUCAGUGCCCGUUGAUUUAUUGUUGGAUAUAUUUUUGCUCCGGGGGCACUUGGCCGCCCCCCUCUCCCCGGAGAUAUAGCUGAAAGAAACCCUGAUCACCCUCCCCACACCCCACCCCACACACAUACACCGGGAUGCAGCGAUGUGGUAUAUGAUU